CAUCACAAAGCCUUCUCAUUCCAAACCAAAUUUCAGUCUCUCUCUCUUUUGAAAUGAAGGCUUCUUUCAUUCUUCUUGCCAUUCUCCUCUCCUUCCUUUUGCUUCUCAACUUCUGCCAUGCAGCAGCAGAGGAAAAUGUGGCUGAACUCCAGCUUGGCCAAGGUGGCGGUGGUGGUGGCAGUGGCGGAGCAACCAAAAAUGAAGAAGAAGAUGAAGAAGAGAAGUUCAAGUUUCUUCAUCACCACAAGCCAUUCUUCAAGAAGCCAUUUAAGCCAAUUCCAUUGAAGCAUCCCAUUCUGAAGAAGCCAAUCCAUGUUCAUCCAAUUCUCAAGAAGCCAUUUAACCCACCAGUCUUCCACAGCCAUCCUUGAAGAAUUCCCGCCAUAUGAUGAAGAAUGAGCUGAAUGAAGCUGCUACCUUAUUAUAAUGAAUCAGAAAAAGUUAUGUUAAGAAUGAUAUCUACGAAUGAAAUAAAGCAUUGACGUUUGUGUUAAAAUAUACCCGUAAUCUUUUAAAAAGUUGC
This is a messenger RNA of Cucurbita maxima (winter squash), 523 nucleotides long. RefSeq lists its product as uncharacterized. The coding region runs from base 54 to 371 and encodes 105 amino acids. The record is from RefSeq and is a predicted model, not a curated record. NCBI's taxonomy places the organism in Eukaryota, Viridiplantae, Streptophyta, Magnoliopsida, Cucurbitales, Cucurbitaceae. The transcript is spliced from 2 exons.